Messenger RNA from Helianthus annuus (common sunflower), 1801 nucleotides. RefSeq lists its product as uncharacterized. The transcript has 8 exons. Bases 153 to 1511 code for a protein of 452 amino acids. The record is from RefSeq and is a predicted model, not a curated record. Gene Ontology annotation, cellular component: plasma membrane. NCBI's taxonomy places the organism in Eukaryota, Viridiplantae, Streptophyta, Magnoliopsida, Asterales, Asteraceae.
UACUUGGUUGCUCUAUAUAUUCCCCAUUCAUCACCGCCUUCUUUUUCUCAACAAAAUUCUGACAAUCUUUCUUUAAAUUCACUCAUUUAUUAUUUUGCAAAUUUGUUACAAUAAAUUCAUAUUUCUUGAAGUGCGACAAUAACCCAUCAAGCAUGAGGGAAAGUGAAGCUCAGAAGCUCAAUUUCAUGCUCAUUUUCUCACUUCUGCUGAUUUUCUGUUUCAAUGGCUCCCAAUGCAGCUCACUGCAUAACUCCCUAAUAUCUGAUCAAAGAGCGGAUAGCUUGUUGCCCGAGAUUUCUCCGACCGGAAAUCCUGAACCCCUGUAUCCUCUUCUUGGACCGUCUCCAUCGUCUCCCUUCACAAUCACAAAUAACACCACCCCAAAGUUAUCAGGCCUCUGUACGCUAGACUUCGAUGCAAUAGAUACCAUGAUGAGCAUUACCGCAACAGAUUGUUUCACGGUAUUUGCACCGUACCUUGCCAAUGUAGUAUGCUGUCCACAACUUGAAGCAACUCUCGUGAUACUCAUUGGUCAAUCCAGUAAAAAAACCAAAACACUUUCUCUAAACUCGACUCACGCUAAACACUGUCUUUCCGACUUUGACCAAAUUCUCACGAGUCAAGGUGCGGAUAACACUUUGCAGCAGAUUUGUUCCAUUGGUCCGUCAAACCUAACUGAAGCUUCUUGCCCAGUAAAAGAUGUUGACGGGUUUGAAAAAAUGGUCAACGCUUCUAAGAUUCUUGAUAGUUGUGGGAAGAUUGAUCUUGUUAAUGAGUGUUGUCGGGAGACGUGUCAAAAUGCUAUAUCGGAAGCUGCCAAGGAUCUUGCGUCUGUUUCUAAUGAAUUUGAUGCAAUGGGUAUGUCGGAUAUCUCGACUCGGGUGAUUAACGAUUGCAAAAGUAUUGUUUUGAGAUGGUUAGCAAGUAAACUUGAACCGUUACGUGCCAAAGAAGCCCUUAGAGGUUUAGCUAAUUGCAAUCUUAAUAAAGUUUGCCCAUUGGUUUUGCCAAAUGUCCGACCUGUCGCACAAGGUUGUGGAGAUGAGAUUAGCAACCAUACAUCAUGUUGUAAUGCAAUGGGAAGUUAUGUAUCUCACUUGCAAAAGCAAAGCUUUUUAACCAAUUUGCAAGCGAUAAAUUGUGCGGCUUCACUUGGGCACAAGUUACAAAAAGAAAACAUAACGAACAAUGUCUAUAAUCUUUGUCAUGUAAACCUCCAAGACUUCUCCCUCCAAGCAAACGGAAUGCAAGGGUCGGGAUGCCUUCUUCCUAGCUUGCCUUCAGAUGCAACAUUCGACAAAUAUUCACGAGUGAGCUUCAUUUGCGAUCUCAAUGAUCACAUUCCCGCACCGUGGCCUUCCGUUUCACAUCCUGCCCCUUCAUCGUGCAACAAAACUGUAAAGGUCCCUGCACUUCCUGCAGCAACUUCUGGACAAAGAGGUCUCUACGCCGAUGCUGUUAUGUUUCUUCUUGUUUACGCGAUGACAUUCAUUCUUGCGACGCCUCGUUGACUUUCUAAUGGAUCAAGAUCUUGCUUACUUAUAGUUGAAAGGUCAGACUUUCUUAAAAACUAACCCUCCUGAGUGGCCCCGUUAAACUCCGAGACACAAGAAUGUGAAAAUGGUGAAGAUAUUUGGCGGGGAAUUCGUUUAACUUGCAAAUGUUAAAAGAAAAAAGUUUGUAUUGAAGUUGAGCUGUUGUUUAAGCAUUCUUGCAUAGUGUUAUGUAAUAAGAAUUCUGUAAAGAAAGUGAGUGCAUGUAAAUAUUUUCAAGGCAUACAAUCUACAAUCAUUUAACUAUA